Galeopterus variegatus (Sunda flying lemur) is the source of this 1807-nucleotide messenger RNA. RefSeq names its product desumoylating isopeptidase 2 (gene DESI2). Bases 113 to 697 code for a protein of 194 amino acids. The record is from RefSeq and is a predicted model, not a curated record. NCBI's taxonomy places the organism in Eukaryota, Metazoa, Chordata, Mammalia, Dermoptera, Cynocephalidae. Gene Ontology annotation, molecular function: deubiquitinase activity. Gene Ontology annotation, biological process: protein deubiquitination. The transcript is spliced from 5 exons.
CGGCGGGCCGGGCGGGACGCUUAGUGGCCGGCUGGGGUCCCCGGGGGUGGGAGCGGCCUCCGGCCCCGCGGAGACGGAGCGGCUCGAGGACGAGGCGGCGGCGGGCAGGAGGAUGGGGGCGAACCAGUUAGUGGUGCUCAACGUGUACGACAUGUACUGGAUGAACGAAUACACCUCAUCCAUUGGAAUUGGAGUUUUUCAUUCAGGAAUUGAAGUAUACGGCAGAGAAUUUGCUUAUGGUGGCCAUCCUUACCCUUUUUCUGGAAUAUUUGAAAUUUCCCCAGGAAAUGCUUCUGAACUAGGAGAAACAUUUAAAUUUAAAGAAGCUGUUGUUUUAGGGAGUACUGACUUCCUAGAAGAUGAUGUAGAAAAAAUUGUAGAAGAACUGGGGAAAGAAUACAAGGGCAAUGCCUAUCAUUUGAUGCAUAAAAACUGCAAUCACUUUUCUUCAGCUUUAUCAGAGAUUCUUUGUGGGAAGGAGAUUCCUCGCUGGAUCAACCGACUGGCCUACUUCAGCUCCUGCAUCCCCUUCCUGCAGAGCUGCCUGCCGAAGGAGUGGCUCACUCCCGCCGCCCUGCAGUCCAGCGUCAGCCAGGGGCUCCAGGACGAGCUGCAGGAAGCGGACGAAGCCGCCGCGUCCCCUCCCGUGGCGAGCGCUGCAGUGGGCCCCAGACCCGGGCGCCACACUAAACUAUAAGUGUCGCCUCAGCCCCACGUCCAGAACUGUCUCAGGCAGUUGAAUAUCACUAGAGAAAAGGAAACAGAGUAAGCGUCCUUGGGGUAUUUUGUAUGCAACGAUGGCUCUCCCCCAGAUCCCAGUUUUUCAGCUCAGGAUUAUAUUUAUAAUCAAAAAAAUCACUUGGCACAGGAGGGAGGACUUUGUAUGAAGCUGCCCUCUGUUUUUUUUAACCCACUUGUAAAUCUGGAUUUACUUCUGUUUUAUACAAGCUCUGUUAAGUUACGUUUACAGUAUUUUGUAUCACUGUUUACAAAUCUUGCAUGGACUCCUGCCACGGUGAAAGAAGAAAAUCUUCCUAUCUUCAAAAAUGAGGCAGGCAAUCUUUGUAUACUCCUGACAAUUGCCAGAGCUGUGGCAUAACUAAUAGGCACACAAAAAGGUUCUUAGACAGUUGUGGUCAUCACCUGCUCACGAAUUGUCUUUUGGACCUAUUUUUUUCUUAAUGUUGUCAGCACCAGGAUGCAGAGAACCAAACCAGCUUACGGGGAAGGUGCACACGCAGCCAAAGGACGGGGACCCUGGGGCCAGCUCCUCCUGGCGCUUGCACUCUUAGUAGCACGUCUCCCGAGGUGCCCAUAGAGCGGUUGGUUUCAUCCCCAAUCUCCAUCCACCUGGGCAGGCUGGCACAUUCUUAUGUGUCUGGCUUUGAUUCUUCUGUCCUAUAAUUAAGAUGUUUUUUGUUAAAGAUAGUCUCAUUUGUAACUGACAAAUAUUUUUGCACAUGUGUUGGGGGAGGGGCCUCAUUUUUAUUUUCCUACGUCUUGGUUCUUUUGAUGGACAGGGAAUGCUGCAAGCGGUAGCCUUCCGAGUACAGUGUGAGUUGACAUGUUCACUGCUUUUGACCGUUCAGGCUACCUUUUAUACCAGACCUUGAAAACUAGAGUCUAAGGUAACACACCUCAAAAAGGUAACUCUUUGAUAUUUCAUACUUUUUAUGAACCAUCUCAGAAAGUAUGCUGGAGUUUGUUCAUUUGUUAUGGGACUAGUUUCACCCCAUAAUAGAAUGCCUAGGCUCAUUGACCUCUUGUUGAAAAAUCGUACUUGUGUGUCUUAAAAUUCAUCUUCUUA